This is a messenger RNA of Prosopis cineraria, 3288 nucleotides long. RefSeq names its product probable disease resistance protein At4g27220. The record is from RefSeq and is a predicted model, not a curated record. Bases 1 to 3288 code for a protein of 1095 amino acids. Lineage: Eukaryota; Viridiplantae; Streptophyta; Magnoliopsida; Fabales; Fabaceae. The transcript has 4 exons.
AUGAGUUGCCAAAAGAGUAUUGAACUAGAUGCCUUAUCACCUGAGAAUGAUGCGUUGUAUCUUUUCCUUUUUCAUGCUAUUAAAAUUGGUCAAAGUUAUCCUUACGAUUUGAAGAAAGUGGCACUGGAUAUUCUAAAUGAGUGUGGAACAUUACCAAUUAUAGUUGUAGCAGUGGCAAGAAUCUUUAGAGAUUGUCCAGCAAAAGAAUGGCACGAUGCUUUGACAUCACUAAGAAGUACCAAACCAUCAAGGCAUGAGAUUGUUGAUGAAGAUGAGAUGAGGUUUUAUAAUUCUUUCAAGUUUAGCUAUACUUAUCUAAAAGAUAAAGAAGCCCAAGUUAUCUUCCUGUUGUGUUCUGUAUUCCCAAAAUCUUAUAAAAUACCUGUAGAACUGUUAAGCAAAAUUACUAUAGGCUUAGGGCUCUUCGGAGAAGUUGACAAAUAUAAUAGAGCAAGAAGUCAAGUGCCUGUGAUUAAAGACAAACUCUUAAAUUCUUCUUUAUUGUUCAAGGCUGGUGAAGAAUGUGUAAAGAUGCAUGAUGUAGUUCGUGAAGUAACCUUAGAGAUGGCAAAUGAAGAGGUUCAAGUAAUCAUGGAUCCUAAGCAAAAAUUGAAGGAGAAUAUGAAAUAUUCAACUUGGAUCAUAAAUGACUUCUCCAAUUGUUUUGAUGGGAGUAAACUUGAGGUUCUCUUAAUAUGGAUCAAUGAAAUUGGUUCUUUGGAAGUUCCAAGCAAAUUCUUCACAGGUAUGAAGAGUCUUAAGGUGUUGCUUUUGUUUUCUAAGAUUGAAUUUGGGAGAACUUUAGCUUUGUCAUUGCCAAAAUCAAUUCAGUCACUAGAAAAUAUCAAAACCCUGUCCCUUACCAAUUGGGAAUUAGGUGAUAUAUCUGUGCUCAAAAACUUACAAAUGCUUGAGACUCUGGAAUUGGUUAAUUGUUUAAUAAUUGAACUACCUAAUGGAGUUAGUGAGCUUAAAACAUUGAGACAUUUAGGCUUGGUACAUUGCUCGAUUGAAAGGAAUAAUCCAUUUAAAGUGAUUGCUAGAUGCUCACAAUUAGAAGAAUUGCAUUAUGUUUUGAAUGAGGAUCAUAUGCUCAAGAAUGAAGAGGUUUCUCAAAUUACAUUCCUUCCAGGAUAUCAAAGAUAUAAUAUAAAUGGUGGUGACUUCUCUGAUUUUUGUUCUCCUCAAUUGGAUAUUUCAAUCAAAAAAAGCUUUAAGCCAGCCAAGCUACAAAAGAUAUUCUCCAAAGAAAUGAUUAAGUCAUUAGCAACAAGAGCAGAGAUUCUAGAAUUGAAAGGAGAUAUUGAGUUUGGUCGGAAUAAUCUUAUUCCUGGCAUUGUUUCAAUUGAAGAUGGAGCUAUGAAAGACCUAGUGAAGCUUUCUUUGAAUUCUUGGCAUGAGAUUAAGUGUUUGAUCCAUGCUGAGAAUCUUCAACUUAUAUUUGGUGCGAUUAUCUUCUCCAAGUUAGUUGAAUUGCAACUUGUUGAUGUGGAUGUAACAGAAAUAUGUCGUGGUUGCUAUCCUACUCGCUUUCUCAAGCAACUAGAGAAGUUGAAGUUAAAGUAUUGUCUACAGUUGGAAGGCACAUUAUUUAAGGGCGGGCUAGAACUGGGUAACCUUAAGUCUAUAAAAAUAAUGAGAUGUUCAAUAACAUGUCUUUUUCAUCCUUCCACUGCUCAAACUCUAAAGCAACUAGAAACAUUAAAGAUCAGUGAAUGUUUUCAGCUGGAGUACAUAAUAAGGGGCGAGGGAUCAUCGAUAAAGGAAAAAGUGGAUGAUAAAGAUCCUAAUCCAAAGAGUAGUCAUGAAUCAUUGUUUCCCAAAUUGAAACACCUCUAUGUUACAGGGUGUAAAAAAUUGGAAUUCAUAUUGCCAAUUUGUUUGUGUGAAGAUCUUCCUUCACUAGAAAGUGUGGAGAUUUGGGGGUGUCGCCAGAUAAAAUGCAUAUUUGGGCAAUAUCCAGGAGAGAAAGGGUUACAUCAAAUGCAAAAUGAAACCAUACUUUGUUCAUUGAAAGUAAUGUCUAUUAAGGAUGUUCCAGCAUUUGCGGGCAUAUAUCCAGAAUGUUGUCUACCAAAAAACUCAACAGCAAAUACAAGUGAUGUGUCAAAAGUAAAAGAUAAGAGUCCGUGUCACAAUGUCUCUUGGGGUCCUUUUUGUUGUUUUCUGCCAAAAUCAAGCACUACAGAUGCAAAUGAUCCAUCUAUGUCAUCCCAAGCAAUUAAGUCAGGUACCACUACUUCCCAGGUGUUAAAGAAGGAGAAAUAUGUUGGGAAUACAGCUCUUGGAAUUUUUACUCUACCCUUAUACCCAUUCAAUGUAAGAGAGAUGAACAUCAUAGAAAUUACCGAGUUAACGUCAUUGUUUACUAUAUCCAUUGCCUCAUCAUUGAAAUCUUUGGAAAUAUUGAAUGUUCUAUGGUGUGAUGCACUGAAGCAAAUAGUAAUUGAUGAGGGGAAUUGUGGUCAUGAUCAUUUGAAUGCCAAGUCUAUCUUCCCCAACUUACACUCUGUUUUCAUAAAUUGUGACAAGUUGGAAUCUAUAUUUCCAGCUUCUUGUUCUAUUGACCUUAUGCAUUUGCAAUCUGUGAGUAUCAUUGGGGCUCGUAAGUUGAAAUAUGUGUUUGGAAAAUCUUAUGGUGAUCAUGAUCAUUCACUUGAUUACCACGAUCACGAUGUUGAGAUUCAUCUCCCAGCUCUGACCAAACUAUGUCUUCAAGGAGUACUAAAUAUGGUCAGUAUGUGCCCUGAAAACUAUUAUGUGACAGCACCCUCCCUAAAUGAUAUCUCUUUUGAAUCAACAUGUCCACAACUCCAUAUAAAUUCUUUUAUAGAUUUAUCAGUUGAUGGGCAUAAAGGACAAGAAAAACUCUCAAGAAAAAAGAUGAUAAUCGGGAUGCACUUGUACGAUUUGAAACAUCUCGCUUUCUCAGAGAUGGACAUGGAAACAAUUUAUGAUCUUGAGAGACUCGAAAUUGCAAGUCCUGUAAAUUCAAGUUUGGAAACCCUGAGUUUGAAGCACCUGCAUAACUUAAGGAACAUAUGUGUGGGGCCAAAGAACUAUCUGAGCUGUCAAAAUCUUUUCCAGCUAACAAUCAAUGGAUGCAAACAAUUGAAAUUUAUCUUUCCUGCAUCUAUCUCGAGAAGCCUACCAUAUUUGAGACACCUAGAUGUAUUUGAAUGUGAAGAGCUAGAGCGCAUCAUUGAGGAUGAUGAUGGUAAAGAGAAUACCGAUCCGCAUGAGCAAGAAUCUCUUGAUAUUGGUGAUAAAUUAUGCACCACAGCUUAA